AUGUGUACCGGGUCAGGUUCGGAUCCGGAGUCAAGCUCCAACGGGUGGAGCCGAGCUCGUGGCGUCGUGGUGAAGACACUUGUUCUAAUCGGAGGCGCUCUUCUCCUAAAGCGUCUAACUAAAUCAACCACUCGCAGGGAUCACGCUCGCGUCGUCUCUCGUUCUCUCACCGGAGAGAAGUUUACGAGGGAGCAAGCUUUUAGGGAUCCUGAGAAUUACUUUAAUAUAAGAAUGCUGAGUUGUCCAGCUGCUGAGAUGAUUGAUGGUUCACAAGUUUUGUACCUCGAGCAGGCAUUUUGGAGGACUCCUCAGAAACCCUUUCGUCAAAGAUUAUAUAUGGUUAAGCCGUGUCCAAAGGAGCUGAAAUGUGAUGUCGAGGUAAGUUCAUAUGCAAUCAGGGACGCUGAGGAGUACAGAAAUUUCUGCGACCGUCCUAAGGACCAACGCCCACUUCCUGAAGAAGUCAUUGGUGACAUUGGAGAGCAUUUGACAACUAUACACCUCAGUUGUUGUGACCGUGGGAAACGUUGCUUGUACCAAGGCUCAACUUCACCUGAUGGAUUUCCAAAUUCAUGGAAUGGGGCUAGCUAUUGUACUUCAGAUCUUGCAGUCCUGAAAAACAAUGAGAUACAUCUCUGGGAUCGUGGCUUCGAUGAGAAUCAAAACCAGGUUUGGGGACCAAAGCAAGGCCCGUACGAGUUCAAGCAAGCGACAUACUCAAGCAUCAACGAAAACCUGUCUUCUUUGAACAUCCUUUAUCAAUCUACAAUCGAUAGACCAAUUCAAGGAUCACUCAUUUUGCAAGACUAG
Molecule: messenger RNA, 810 nt
Organism: Eruca vesicaria subsp. sativa (arugula)
Lineage: Eukaryota; Viridiplantae; Streptophyta; Magnoliopsida; Brassicales; Brassicaceae
Source: the annotation of a GenBank genome assembly